GAGGCCACCCGCCUUUAAAUCCACGGAGGAACGUACGGGGGCAGCAUGUAGAAGCAACCAAUAACGCCGGGAGAGGGGGUGGAAGCCGCCACGCUUCGCCGAAGCCCCCCUCCUGCCGUCCUACGUACGUACACCUCGCGUCGGCGCCAUGGGAACAGAGGUGCUCCGCCCGCACGACUGCCUCGCCCGCGCCCGCGACCACGCGAGGCGGCCGCUGCGCACCGCCGGCAAGACGGCUCCGGGCCAGAGCCAGGGCGCGCGGCGCGACAGGCGGGCCUUCACGCCGAGGGAGGUCCGGGUCAAGGUGGCGGUCGCGGACGCGUACGCGGGGCCGGCGUUCGCGGCCAUGUCGCCGUCGCCGCAGGCGCUACCUCUGCCGCGGUUCUCCUCGAGGACGGCCGGCGACGCGGCGGUGCCAGGCGUGGACGACUCAGCCACGCGGGAGCUCCGGCGGCUACUGGGCCUCCAUUGACGAGGAACCAGGCAAAUUGUAAAGAGCAAGACAGCCAUGAAUUCAGCUACACGGGGAUUAAGAUGUCUGGGUCUCUCUUCCAUCGAUUCCUUUCGAUUUCCAGCUAUGUUUCUUCGACGCUGCCGACGCCCAGGCCAUGGCGCCGGUACGACCGCUUCGAUUCGCCCUGCUUUGUCUGAUGUUUUUGGGAAGACAAAGGAGGGGAGAAGCGGCGGCGUCUGCAUGUGGUCCGGAACUGGUCGUCUGAGAAUCUGAGAGGGAGCUAACCAUGCUACAGGGAGAGAUAUUGGCGGGAACAUUUCAUGUGAUUCAGAUGUGGUUGAUUGAAUCUGAUUAAAGAAAAAUCUUUAGAUGUGCUUUUGCUACGAGCUUAAUGUAUGCUUGAAUAGAAUUCUCUCCCUUGCCUUCUAGAAAUUGGGACAAUUCCUUGAAUGCCAUAAAAAAAACUUCCGUUUUCUUGUAUGUCACUAAAUUUUUUGAAGUUCCUUGUAUGCCAUGAUUUUAUCUUCCUUUA
Phragmites australis (common reed) is the source of this 986-nucleotide messenger RNA. RefSeq lists its product as uncharacterized. The transcript has a single exon. The record is from RefSeq and is a predicted model, not a curated record. NCBI's taxonomy places the organism in Eukaryota, Viridiplantae, Streptophyta, Magnoliopsida, Poales, Poaceae. Bases 149 to 472 code for a protein of 107 amino acids.